Orussus abietinus is the source of this 2805-nucleotide messenger RNA. RefSeq names its product cytohesin-1 (gene step). The record is from RefSeq and is a predicted model, not a curated record. The transcript is spliced from 6 exons. Gene Ontology annotation, molecular function: guanyl-nucleotide exchange factor activity. Gene Ontology annotation, biological process: regulation of ARF protein signal transduction. The coding region runs from base 128 to 1405 and encodes 425 amino acids. Lineage: Eukaryota; Metazoa; Arthropoda; Insecta; Hymenoptera; Orussidae.
CGAUAACGCCCGAGUCGGCCCGCAUCGGUCCGCGCGUCGGUCCCCGUCAGUCCCGGUCCGACGGCGCGCGCGUGCGGAUCGUCGACGCGACCCCUUGGUCCGGGAUGGUUCCCGCGACGACCGCGCGAUGAUCUUCACGGGGCGGUCGGUCGACGCGCUGGACGAGGGCCGCGAGGAGAGGCGGGAGCCUCCUUCCGCCGGGUGGUUCUCCAGCCUGAGGCGACCCGGCCGGAAGCUCAAGAAGGCCCAGCGGAAGCAGGCCAAGAGCGCCUGGGACCUCGGCGCCCUCUCCGUCUCCACGCAACUCAAGGAUGAGCUGGGCGAGGUGGUGGCCGAGAUGGAGACGUUGGAGGGCGGGGGCCUGGCGCCCGACGAGUCCAAGCCCUCCAACAAGGCGAAGCAGACCUCGAUCGGCCGGAAGAAGUUCAACAUGGACCCGAAGAAGGGCAUCGAGUACCUGAUCGAGCACGGGCUGCUCACGGCGACCCCCGAGGACGUGGCCCAGUUCCUCUACAAGGGCGAGGGCCUCAACAAGACGGCGAUCGGCGACUACCUCGGCGAGCGACACGACUUCAACGAGAGGGUCCUCCGGGCGUUCGUCGAGCUCCACGACUUCACCGACCUGAUCCUCGUCCAGGCCCUGCGCCAGUUCCUCUGGUCGUUCCGGCUGCCCGGCGAGGCCCAGAAGAUCGACCGCAUGAUGGAGUGCUUUGCCCAGCGGUACUGCCAGCUCAACCCCAACAUCUUCACCAACACCGACACCUGCUACGUCCUCAGCUUCGCCAUCAUCAUGCUCAACACCUCCCUGCACAACCCCAGCGUCAAGGACAAGCCCUCGGUCGAGCAGUUCAUCUCGAUGAACCGCGGCAUCAACAACGGCGGCGACCUGCCCAGGGAGCUCCUCGUGAGCCUCUACGAGAGCAUCAAGACGGAGCCCUUUAAGAUCCCGGAGGACGACGGCAACGACCUGAUGCACACCUUCUUCAACCCCGACAAGGAGGGCUGGCUCUGGAAACAAGGCGGACGGUACAAGAGCUGGAAGAGGCGGUGGUUCAUCCUCAACGACAACUGCCUCUACUACUUCGAGUACACGACCGACAAGGAGCCCAGGGGCAUCAUCCCCCUGGAGAACAUCCAGGUGAGGGAGGUCCAGGACCGGCACAAGCCCCACUGCUUCGAGCUCUACGCCGCGGGCUCCGAGUUCAUCAAGGCCUGCAAGACCGACAGCGAGGGCAAGGUCGUCGAAGGAAAGCACACCGUCUACCGGAUGUCCGCGGCCACGGACGAGGAGAAGGACGAGUGGAUCAAAUGCGUCCGGCAGAGCAUAUCCCACAACCCGUUCUACGACAUGCUGGCCGCCCGCAAGAAGAAGGCCCAGAAGACGAACGUCCACUCCAAGAGCUAAGGACGGACGCCGCCGUGGAGCGAGGACGAGGGGCCGAGGAAGCGGACGACCAAGGACACGACCAAGAGCACGUACGAGGGUACUCCGCGAAUCGACGGGGCUCGGCCCUCUUCGGCAUCUUCGAGGAGGCUUUCGGGGACGGAUCCUGCGAGAUCGUCAUUUUAGACGGUCUCGGGUGACUCCUUUUUGUACAGACGCUAGGUAACUCGAAGUAGCGCUUUUCUAAAACUCGGCGUCUCGGAUUUCGCUUUCGCGUUGCUAGCGGAUACGGGAUUCCCUAGUGGGAGUUUGCUCCGAAUCAAAGAAUAGGGCUUUGGCUGCUCGCGAGGCAACGCGCGAGGGGCGCGUGUUUAUUGUGAUAGCCGUUUAUUUAUUUGCGAGCGUGUAGAUAAUUUGUCCGUCUGAGUAAUCGCGCGAUCGAACGCCGCAUGCCAUUGAUUUAUUUGCAAUCGACGCGUACGGAUUGUACGGCGUUGCCAGGCCCGUAUUCGGGAAUGACCUCGGGUCUGCCGCCGAGAGGAAAACUCGAAUCUCUCCUUGGUUUCUUUUCCGUGUCGAGGCGAAUCUCCGAAUCUUGCAGGAUACUCCUUGGAGUAUCGCUGGACUGUCGACUGGAAAUUAUAUCGAGAGAGGACGAGCGCCGCGGACUGUAAGAUAUAUUUCAAGGGCGCCGACUCGUCUCCUUUCCGAACGCAACGCGGCCGACGUUUUCGCCGUUAAUUCUAUACGUGUAUAAAUACGCAUAUACAUUUAUCUAUGUCUGUAUUACGUACGGAGUAUGUAAGUCCUAUAUAUAUAUAUACAUAUAUAUCGCGAUAAUGUAACGAGGGAGGUCGUACAUCGAAGACACAGCUGGUUAACCGUUCUCGGUGUAACACCCUCGAGCGCGGAGGCGAAUCGUUCCCUCGAGGGGAAUUUGACUCGAGACCGAGACGCGCGGUCUGCCGGUCGACUCUCUUUUCGAAAGCUUAUGUAAUAUUUGUACCGCGUAUCGAAGUCCGAGGAAGUCGGAGGACUUGCCGAACCUCCGCAAGGUGCGGGAUGGCCGAUGGGUCGCGUGUCUGGAGCAAUGACCGUGUAACAUAGAUUCGUUUCGUCCUCGGUGGGAGAAAUCGGACCGAUCGAACGUAUGUCCUUUCUUACCUCGAGUCGGCAAAGAAACGGGAGUCGUACCUACGUAGGUAUCCCUGACAUUCCUUCGGUACCGAUUCUGUUUCUCGAGCAUGUCGCGCUCGUUUGAUCUUUAGGAAAUUUGUACAUUAUUCCGUGUAAUGUCGCUAUGAUUUUUAUUUGUACCUAACUAUGUAAGCAUUAUACAAUGUGCAGCAAGGCGGUAUCCUCGAGCAGUUGUGUCUUAACUUAAAAUGUGAUGAAUAAAUAUCACUCCUGUUUCUAAAAAA